AUGGCGACACCUUUGCGCUUUGCUGGGCCUAGCCGCCUGGCUAGGGUCUCCCACUACAUCUGCUUCAGUGCCUCCCACCUGCUACACAGCAACUUGCUGAGUGAUGAAGAAAAUCUGAAACUUUUGGGGAAAUGCAAUAACCCCAAUGGACAUGGACACAACUACAAAGUGGCAGUAACUGUGCGUGGAGAGAUUGAUCCUGUUACAGGGAUGGUGAUCAACCUCACUGAUCUGAAAGGCUACAUGGAGGAAGCUAUUAUGGAGCCUCUUGAUCACAAGAAUCUGGAUAAGGAUGUCCCCUAUUUUGCCAAUGUUGUAAGUACUACAGAGAAUGUUGCUGUAUUCAUCUGGGAAAACCUCCAGAAGUGCCUUCCUAAGGGGACUCUUUAUAAAGUCAAAGUAUACGAAACAGACAAGAAUGUUGUUGUUUACAAGGGAGAGGAGACUGUUCCUGAGAAAUGAAGACAUUCAUAUCUUGAUGCCUUUGAACUGGUGCUGGAGAAAGAACCCAAUCAGUCAGUGGAUUAAUGAACAUCAUCUGAUAAGUGUAGCCAUCAGACAUGUAGACUGUCGCCUGUUUGUUAAAGAUAUUCUAUACGAGAAGUGGAUAUUUUAUGCAGUUCUGUGCUGUUGAAAUUUGCUGCUGGUUUGAUGUUUUUAAGUCAAAGCGUGCCGUUUUCCCCCCCCAAACAGUGAAGAAGAUAUAGUUUCUGUGUUCUUUUGUAUCUGUAUCCAUUUAGAUGGCACAAGAGAAGAUUCACGCCUUUUCAAAAUUCAGAGUUCUCACUCUGACUGGCAACAGACUAUCAGUCAGAGGCAGAGAAGGUCUUUCCUUUCACGUGCCACCUGAUCCUUUUAUCUCAGGAGUGGGGAACCUCUGCCCUGCAGGCCCAGUUAGGCCCAGUACAGGCCCCAGUUCGUCCUGCAAGGCCAUUUUCCCCAAAUCAAGGCCACCUCACCCACACAAUGUCAUACGUGGCAUCAGGCCUGGGGCAGUUAAGGACGCAACUCCAAAGGAACAAUCGGGUGCUUAAUAUGAGCUCCUAAUUGCUGCUUGGCAAAUGGGGCUCAUUGACCCUGCUGAUCAAGUGAUUAGCACUGACAGCAAGCCCCACUGGGAUUGGCUGCACUAUGGAGCUUGUCGGGAACUGCGUAGUGCAAUCAAGAGGGUUUGCUGCUAGCUGGAGACGCUGUGGAUUAAACUUGGGGCCAUCUGCAUGUACUCCCCCAUUGAGUUGGCUGCGGUCUCUUCCCUUUACUCAUAGAUAAGAUUAUAAGAAGAGCCCUGUACCUGGAUCAGGCCAGUGGCCUAUCUAGUCCAGUAUCCUGUUCUCACAGUGGGCAGCCAGAUAUCUAUGGAAUCCCGCUAGCAGGACCUGAGUGCACUCUCUCCUGUGGUUUCCAGCAACUGGUAUUCAGAAGCAUGCUGCCUCUGACCGUGCAGGCAGAUAUAAGAGCCCCCACUUCAGAUCUGCCAUGAACUCAGAUCGUAACCUUCGGCAAGCCACCCUUUUUGAUGUCGGCCUUGUGAUAUGGGGAUAACUAUUUCCCCCUCUCUUACAGUAUUGUUGAAAGGACCACAGGGAUAAUGUAUGCAAAGUGUCAUGCUAUAUAAAAGUUAAUCAUUAUUGUUUUGUGCUGCUUCCACUGAGAUGUGACCAGUAGCCAUUAAAUGUUGUUUAAUUAGUGGAUUUUGA
This is a messenger RNA of Rhineura floridana, 1697 nucleotides long. Its product is annotated as 6-pyruvoyl tetrahydrobiopterin synthase-like. Gene Ontology annotation, cellular component: mitochondrion. Lineage: Eukaryota; Metazoa; Chordata; Lepidosauria; Squamata; Rhineuridae. Gene Ontology annotation, molecular function: 6-pyruvoyltetrahydropterin synthase activity. The coding region runs from base 1 to 462 and encodes 153 amino acids. The record is from RefSeq and is a predicted model, not a curated record. Gene Ontology annotation, biological process: tetrahydrobiopterin biosynthetic process. The transcript has 6 exons.